AUGGUACUAGUGCCAAGGUCACAAUCUACAUUGUCACUGAGCCUGAACAAUGACUGCAAACUUGUACAUGGAAAUGUCUGCCUUGCGACUGUUGUUGUAACACCUACUUUAGACUGGAAACUCCAUGCUUUUGAUGUCCUAUCGGAGUUUGAUGGGAGCAAGUGGACCUAUGCUGGUUGUCUUAUUUAUGAACUCUUCUCGGGCUCUAAGCUGGGGAAAACAGAGGAGCUUCGUAACACUACUGGCAUUCCUAAGCGACUCCUAAGUUCCAUGCCUUCUCGCAGAUUGAACACCUCGAAACUUGUAGAAAAUGGCGAGUAUUUCCAAAAUAAGCUGGUAGACACCAUACAUUUUAUGGAUAUACUCAACUUGAAAGACAGUGUUGAGAAGGAUACUUUCUUCCGCAAACUUCCAAAUGUUGCUGAACAGCUUCCUCGGGAGAUUUACUUUCUGCGUUUUGUUGUGCUAACCAUUGACCAAGACAGUGAGGUUCGAUCCAAGGCAUUUCAGGCUGUAGAACAGUUUCUUGAGAUACUGAAACAGAACUACGAGAAGACAAACUCUGGAGAGACAGGAGGCACCGGAGGAGCCUCAGCUAUACCUGAAACUGCUGGUCUGAUCGGAUGGGCUAAGACUCUGAAGGGUAAGCCAUUAGAUCAAGCGCCUCUUGCUUCUUCUUCUUCAGCACCAUCCCUAGCUUCUGCAGCUUUAAAUGCCACAAGCACAGCAACGGAGGCGCCAAGUCAUCAUACACGUUCCAACUCGGACUUCACAGAUCAACCCGCACCACCAUCCCCAACAUCAACAGAUGGUUGGGGAGACAUUGAGAAUGGCAUUAGCGAAGGUCAUGAUAGCGACAAAGACGGUUGGGAUCUCGAUCCUAUCGAUGAACCAAAACCUGCUCCAGCUCUCUCAAACAUUCAAGCUGCUCAAAAAAGACCUGUGUCUCAGCCUUCUAGACCUCCAGCUCAAGAGUCAAGACCAAAGAUUAACUCGGCAAGAGCAGCUGCAAAAUACGAGGACGAUGAUCUGUGGGGAUCCAUAGCUGCUCCUCAACCUGCAACUACUUCAAGACCGUUGAACUUGAAGAAAGACAGUACAGUCUACUGA
Molecule: messenger RNA, 1110 nt
Organism: Brassica napus (rape)
Lineage: Eukaryota; Viridiplantae; Streptophyta; Magnoliopsida; Brassicales; Brassicaceae
Source: RefSeq, a predicted model, not a curated record